AAAUUAUCAGUGAGGCUCUGGUCGACCUCGACAAAGUUCCACUACAAAAUUAUCGCGAUACUCAGUAAGACAGUGACUUGUAGACGAAAUUAUUCUGGUUAGCAACAUAGCAUCAACCAGUUGAUAACAGUAAGGAUGAAGUCUUUUAUUAAUUAUUCUCCAGAUUGUGAAUUUCCCAUUGAAAAUCUACCUUAUGGAAUCUUUUCUACACCUAAUAAUCCUCAACGACACAUAGGUGUAGCUAUUGGUGAACAAAUUCUGGAUCUAUUUGUAAUAUCCCAUUUAUUUACUGGACCUCUUUUAUCGGGAAAACAAGAUGUAUUGCGUCAGGAUUGUAUGAAUGACUUUAUGUCAUUAGGAAGACCAUGUUGGAUUGAAGCAAGAAAUACUAUUCAAAGUCUUCUAUCAAUUGAUAAUAAGACUCUCCAAGAAGAACCUUUAAAAUCAAAAGCUUUUGUUAAACAAGAAGAAGUUACAAUGCAUUUACCAGCUAAAAUAGGAGAUUAUACAGAUUUUUAUUCAUCUAUCUACCAUGCAACUAAUGUUGGAAUUAUGUUCAGAGGCAAAGAAAACGCCUUGAUGCCUAAUUGGAAAUAUUUGCCUGUUGGUUAUCAUGGGAGAGCAAGUUCAGUAGUAAUCUCAGGGACUCCAAUUCAUCGUCCACGAGGUCAAACAGUUCCAGUUGAGGGUGAUCCACCCGUUUAUGGACCAUCAAAAUUAAUGGAUUUCGAAUUAGAAGUAGCUUUUUUUGUCGGUGGGCCAUCAACUAAGCUUGGGGAAUCUAUACCCGCUUCAAAAGCUUACGAUCAUAUCUUUGGAAUGGUUUUGAUGAAUGAUUGGAGUGCAAGAGAUAUCCAGAAGUGGGAGUAUGUUCCUCUAGGUCCUUUUGGAGCAAAAAAUUUUGGAACAACUAUUUCUCCAUGGAUUGUAACAAUGGAAGCUCUUGAGCCUUUUAAAGUUUCUAAUAUGGUUCAAGAUCCGAAACCAUUCCCUUAUUUGCAUCAUGAUAAUCUCUGUAAUUUUGAUAUUAAAUUAGAAGUUGACAUAAAAACACCGAAAGGAGUCAUUACUACAAUUUCCCGAAGCAAUUACAAGUACAUGUAUUGGACACCGCAACAACAAUUAGCUCAUCAUACUGUAACUGGGUGUAAUGUUAAUCCAGGUGACUUAAUGGCCUCUGGAACUAUCAGUGGCGAGACUGCAGAUUCUUAUGGAUCUAUGUUGGAGCUUUCAUGGAGAGGAACAAUGCCAAUCUCUAUGCAAGAUGGAACAACAAGAAAAUUUUUACAAGACAAUGAUGAAGUUAUUAUUCAUGGAUACUGUAUUGGGAAAGGAUAUAAAAUUGGUUUUGGUCAAUGUGUUGGAAAAUUGUUACCUGUUCUUGCUGAAUAGAUUAUUACUCAAUAAGAAAUGAAGUAUCUGCAAUGUACGUUAUAUAUGAUAAAUAUUAAAAAAUGAGUUAAUAUUGUACAGGAAAAA
Chelonus insularis is the source of this 1479-nucleotide messenger RNA. It is a transcript of the gene Faa, whose product is annotated as fumarylacetoacetase. Bases 136 to 1392 code for a protein of 418 amino acids. Lineage: Eukaryota; Metazoa; Arthropoda; Insecta; Hymenoptera; Braconidae. Gene Ontology annotation, molecular function: fumarylacetoacetase activity. Gene Ontology annotation, biological process: homogentisate catabolic process; L-phenylalanine catabolic process; L-tyrosine catabolic process. The transcript is spliced from 7 exons. The record is from RefSeq and is a predicted model, not a curated record.